Molecule: messenger RNA, 4111 nt
Organism: Bufo bufo (common toad)
Lineage: Eukaryota; Metazoa; Chordata; Amphibia; Anura; Bufonidae
Gene: LARGE1
Product: LARGE xylosyl- and glucuronyltransferase 1
Exons: 15
Coding region: 197-2461 (754 amino acids)
Biological process (GO): protein O-linked glycosylation via mannose
Molecular function (GO): xylosyltransferase activity; glucuronosyltransferase activity
Source: RefSeq, a predicted model, not a curated record
AGAACAUCAACUUACUGUGUCAUCAUGGAAAAAUCACUCCUAAAAGACUCAUCUACUUAACAUUUGGAUGGAGUGGUCUUAGUAGGAACCCCUAUUCAGUCUUCUACAUAAGGAUUUUAUCAUGCUGUUGGAACAAGUGGCAAUGCUCCCGGCAUAGGAACCACAGAGACCUUUGGGAUAUCCCAAUUCUGAGAGAAUGCUGGGAUUCUGCAGGGGGAGAAGGAAGUUCCUGGCAGCGUCUCUCACUCUCCUUUUUGUUCCAGCAGUCACCUGGAUCUAUCUGUUCACUGGACGUUUUGACGAUGGAAAGUCUGUCUCCUUGUCAUCACUGGAUACCCAGCCUCACAGUCCGCGAUAUGCAGCUUCCAGCCAGCGGGAGAGCCUGGAGGUGCGUGUCCGGGAAGUGGAGGAAGAGAAUCGCGUUCUUCGCAAGCAGCUCAGUCUGGUGAAGAGUCGGAGUUCAUCGCAUCGCCACGGCAAUCGGACGAAAACUUACUCCAUGGAGGAAGGCACAGGAGACAGUGAGAGCUUGCGUGCUGGCAUUGUGGCUGGUAACAGUUCAGAGUGUGGCCAACAGCCUAUGGUGGAAAAAUGUGAGACCAUUCACGUCGCCAUAGUGUGUGCAGGUUAUAAUGCCAGCCGGGACGUGGUCACACUGGUCAAGUCCGUCUUGUUCCACAGGAGAAACCCACUACACUUCCACCUCAUCGCUGAUUCCAUUGCCAAGCAGAUCCUGGCCACACUCUUCGAGACCUGGAUGGUUCCUGCAGUGCGUGUGGAUUUUUAUGAUGCAGAUGAAUUGAAGUCGGAGGUUUCGUGGAUUCCCAACAAGCAUUACUCAGGAAUUUAUGGGCUCAUGAAGCUGGUACUCACCAAGACUCUUCCUGCCAGCCUGGAACGGGUCAUCGUCCUGGACACUGACAUCACUUUUGCCACAGAUAUAGCUGAGUUGUGGGCUGUUUUUCACAAGUUCAAAGGACAACAAGUUCUGGGGCUUGUGGAGAAUCAGAGUGACUGGUACCUUGGAAAUUUAUGGAAAAACCACCGACCAUGGCCGGCACUAGGCAGAGGAUACAACACAGGGGUGAUUCUUUUGCUCCUGGACAAGUUACGCAAGAUGAAAUGGGAACAGAUGUGGCGUCUGACAGCAGAAAGGGAACUGAUGAGCAUGUUAUCUACCUCCCUGGCUGAUCAAGACAUCUUUAAUGCUGUCAUCAAGCAGAACCCGUUUUUGGUAUAUCAGCUCCCUUGUUUCUGGAAUGUGCAGCUGUCAGAUCACACCCGCUCUGAGCAGUGCUAUCGAGACGUCUCCGAUCUGAAGGUUAUUCACUGGAAUUCUCCCAAAAAGCUGAGAGUCAAAAACAAACACGUGGAGUUCUUCCGGAAUCUGUACCUGACGUUCCUGGAGUAUGACGGGAACCUCCUGCGCAGGGAGCUGUUCGGCUGCCCCAGCGAGACCGACGUCAACAGCGAGAAUCUCCAGAAGCAGCUGUCAGAACUGGACGAGGACGAUCUGUGCUAUGAGUUUAGACGGGAGAGGUUCACAGUUCAUCGCACUCAUCUCUACUUCCUGCACUACGAGUAUGAGCCAGCGGCUGAUGACACCGACGUCACACUGGUGGCACAGCUCUCAAUGGACAGGCUCCAGAUGCUUGAAGCUAUCUGCAAGCAUUGGGAGGGCCCCAUCAGCCUAGCUCUGUACCUCUCAGACGCUGAAGCUCAGCAGUUCCUACGUUAUGCACAGGGUUCCGAGGUGCUGCUAAACCGACGCAAUGUUGGAUACCACAUCGUCUACAAAGAAGGACAAUUCUACCCAGUCAACCUGCUGAGGAAUGUGGCCAUGAAACACGUCAGCACCCCAUACAUGUUCCUCUCUGAUAUAGACUUCCUACCCAUGUAUGGACUCUAUGAGAGCCUCAGGAAGUCGGUUGUACAGCUGGACAUGAGUAACACCAAGAAGGCAUUGAUCAUCCCUGCUUUUGAGACCCUGCGAUAUCGACUCUCCUUCCCAAAAUCUAAAGCCGAAUUACUCUCCAUGUUAGAUAUGGGCACCUUAUUCACCUUCAGGUACCACGUCUGGACUAAGGGGCAUGCUCCCACCAACUUUGCCAAAUGGAGGACGGCGACAACUCCUUACCGCGUGGAAUGGGAGGCAGAUUUCGAACCCUAUGUGGUGCUGAGACGGAGUUGUCCAGAGUAUGACCGAAGAUUUGUUGGAUUUGGGUGGAACAAAGUGUCUCACAUCAUGGAGUUGGAUGCACAGGAAUAUGAAUUCACAGUGCUGCCUAAUGCCUACAUGAUCCACAUGCCCCAUGCCCCGAGCUUCGACAUCACUAAGUUCCGCUCAAAUAAGCAAUAUCGAAUUUGCCUGAAGACACUAAAGGAGGAAUUUCAGCAAGACAUGUCACGGCGUUAUGGAUUCACGGCUCUCAAAUACCUCACGGCAGAGAACAAUAGCUAACGAGACCUGGGGAUGGAAGGGCUCGGGUGUGCCUAACAUCUCAUGAAGACCUCAAAGACAAGACAUCGACCAUCGAUGGUUGGUUGGAGGCAGCCAGUGUUUAGAACCCUGGGUGAUUUUAGGAACAUUUACCUAUUGUCUCUUUUGCCCCCAUGACUCCAAUAAUCAUCAAAGCUGAGAACAUACUGAUGUGGAUCCAGGUAAAUAGAACUUUUCAAGGCAUUUAACUUCUCCCUUGGUGCUACAGAACAAGGCUUAGUUGUUGAAGACCUGCUUAACUUGGAGUCUCAUUUGUAACAUCCAAUCCAAGGUUGGUUAGUCAUAUCUCUUUGGGCUACUCCCUACAACCUGCUUUACCAUCGAAGAGCUCAAGUUGCCAAAUACCUUGUUCUGGAAGUUUCCACAAUGUGCUCAGUUGAGUAGUCAAAGCAGAUAUGAGUUGGAUUUUCACCACCACUAUCUGGUUGUUGGGGAUGUGAAGUAUUUAUGGGUUAAACCCAGACUCUUCCCAGGACAAUGCACAGAUGAAGUGUUCUGCAACUUGAUUGCCAGGAGGCAGAAAUUAGGAACUUGGUGUGAAAUCUCUUAAGCUUCACGCAAAAAAAAAAGUUUAAAAAAAAAGUAGCAGUGUUGACAUUGUAAAGAUCCAAAGGGCAUUUCUUUCUAUUUUUGUAUUGUAUUCAUCAAUGUAUAAAAGAAAUAUUCACCUCCUGCUUUCUCAAUGGAAGAUACAGAGCUGAGCAUUUGACAUACAAUCUUGAUCUUCAUCUAUGGUUCUUGAAUGUAAACGUGACACACUAUAUCAUGAUGCCGAGCAUCUCUUGAUGGUGACAUCUUCAUCAUGGACAUAAGAAGACUUUAUGCCUGGAACACUAAAUGCCUUUUGUUUUUGGUGUGGAGAGCAGGCUUAUUUCUUUUUAGUCUGUCAGUUUUUUUUUUCUGCGUAAUUAGUGAUGGUCCUGCUGGGCAUCAGAAAGACAAUGAUGUGCUUGGACAUCUGUAGGGCUUUGCCAUAUACUGUGGCAUGUUUAUUUUCAGGAAAAUCAUAGCUUUGUACGUUCCCGGAAAGCCCAGAACAACAUUACUAUGCAAUGUCUUACUGGACUUUCGUCUUGGAACAGAGUCCAUGUCCAUGGUGGCCAACACAUGAGAAGAGGUUCAGAAACUUGUGCAUGGAAAGGGUGACGAAUAUUUCCCAGGGAUUCAAUACAGUAUAAAGACACCAUCACAGAAAGUUCCAUCCCACCUUAGAGAGUGUUGAUGGACGUUUGUGGAUAUGGAUGAGUUAUAACCCAAUGGAUUUUUCCACUAUUUUUUACCAUUCAGAAUUAAUUGUCAUGUUUACAAAGAGGACAUUAAGUCUAAUGCACUAGACCUGCAGUUGGCGGCUGCUUGUUAACCAAUGGAAGACGACGUUCGGAGACGGAGGGGAAAAAAACACAAUACAGUGUCCUGUUCUCAUCUGACAUAUAUAGUAGGUCCCCAUAAUGUGUGUGUCAAAUCAUGAAUCUUAUACACACAUACAUAUUAAAAGAUUCCAAGGCUAGGGCUCAAGUUGAGGGAAAAGGAAAGAUGUCUUGAAGAUAAGGAGAACAUUGAGGCCAAAGCUGCUCACCGUAGCUUGUCUAGUCCUUUAGGGCCAGGGUCACA